GGCCGGGCCAAGGGCGACGCGGCGAUCGUCUGGCGCCAGCUGGCCCGCGCUUGCUGGCGGCAGGACUGGCGCCUCGCGUUGCUGGUGGUCGCCCAGAACGAGCGGGCUCGCGCGCUGGCGCAUGUUGAGGAGGCGUCGAAGUCCGUCUCGAUCCUGGACAUCGCGGAGUUCCAGCGUCGACAUAACUUCGCCCAGCAGGAGGGGGUGGCCCCCCUGCGCCACUCGCUGGAGGACGCUGCCGGGCUGGGGCCCGAGGAGGAGCAGGCCAUGCAGCUCGUCGCGCGGCGCUGCCUGGCCACUUUGGAGGUUGACGGCUGCGAGCCCACGGAGACCUCUGACAUCAACUUGGCGCUGGGCCAGAACUGGGGCCAGGUCUUCUGCCCCGUGACCCCCACAGCGGCCAGCCAGCUGCGAAAGAGGGAUCAGUCGAAGUACCCCGAGCCCUUCGGGGCCCCAGUGCUGGACGGGAACGGCUUCCCGGCGCCGCGGCCGAAGUGCCCGCGCGAG
Prorocentrum cordatum is the source of this 507-nucleotide messenger RNA. The record is from the annotation of a GenBank genome assembly. Lineage: Eukaryota; Dinophyceae; Prorocentrales; Prorocentraceae.